Messenger RNA from Acanthopagrus latus (yellowfin seabream), 1954 nucleotides. RefSeq names its product potassium channel subfamily K member 16-like. The transcript is spliced from 5 exons. The record is from RefSeq and is a predicted model, not a curated record. Bases 276 to 1148 code for a protein of 290 amino acids. NCBI's taxonomy places the organism in Eukaryota, Metazoa, Chordata, Actinopteri, Spariformes, Sparidae. Gene Ontology annotation, molecular function: potassium ion leak channel activity. Gene Ontology annotation, biological process: stabilization of membrane potential; potassium ion transmembrane transport. Gene Ontology annotation, cellular component: membrane.
GAUGUUUUCCUUUUUGGAUGGUUAUCUUAGUAGAGCGUUCACCGCUAAACAGCCUUUCUUGAUGUUGAAUGUAUUUUUGUCACACUUUUGAGAAUUUCUGGUUCCCUAUUUUGGAGAAGAAUGCCACAGUCUACACUAAUGGAAACUGUCUUCGGGGAACUACCCUUGAGAUAUGUGUACAUCAUCGAGACAUUGAUUGUUAGUCUCUUCUGAAGCCAUCAACCAGUUUUCUGAGUUUGAGUAUCAGUUAAGUGUGUCUGCUCUGGAGGGGGUUGAUGGCGAGGUUCCAGUUGGUCCCGAUCAAAGUGAGCUGGACAGUACUUUUGACUCUGGCCCACUUCACAUACCUGCUGUUUGGAGCCACCAUCUUCCAGAUGCUGGAGCGAGAGGCUGAGAGCAAUAACCGAAACCACUUCCAACUGGAGAAACUGCAUUUCUUGGCUAAUUAUACCUGCCUGGACGGAGCAGCCUUGGAGAAGUUUGUUCAGGUGAUUUUGGAUGCCUGGGAAAAUGGAGUGAAUCCCUCUGGCAACUCAACAAACCCCAGUAACUGGGAUUUCUGCAGCUCUUUCUUUUUUGCUGGCACAGUGGUCACAACUAUAGGCUAUGGAAACCUCUCCCCCAGCACUGUAUCAGGUCAGGUGUUUUGUGUGUUUUACGCACUGUGUGGGAUCCCCCUGAACCUGGCCUUCCUUAAACAGCUGGGGAAGUGUCUCACCAUCUACCUUGGUCGGCUGGAGAAGGGAAUGGUCUCAGUUUUUCCAAAAAAGCAAAUCAUUGAGGCUCUGGCAGUGAGCUUGUUCUUCAUCACUGGCAGCUUGUUGUUUCUGGUCAUCCCUCCUCUGCUCUUCAGCUAUGUCGAGGGCUGGACGUUUGGUGAGGGCUUCUAUUUCACCUUCAUUACCCUCAGCACCAUUGGUUUUGGAGAUUACGUGGUGGGGGCCGACCCGGGCAAGGAGUACAUCUCUCUGUAUCGCAGUCUUGCAGGUAUAUGGAUCAUCUUCGCCUUGGCAUGGCUCGCUCUCAUCCUCAACAUGGCAGGCAGAAUAAUGGAGCUUUUGAUUGGCCUGACUCAUCCAGGCUUUAAGAAACAAGAGGUGGAAGAGGAUGUGUCAUCCAGUGAACCCGAGGACACGUCAAAAAUCUGACAAUGAACUGUAGAUGGGACUAUCAACAUGCAAUGUUCACGUAGAUUUUUGGACAUAAUACACUACCCAGGCCAAAAUAAAAUAGUCACAUGAUCUAAUAUUUCCAUAUAAUAUUUGCCAUCAGGGAAGAACAAAUCCAUUGAUGGAAACACCUGGUCAUUCAGUAUAAUCAGGUAGUCAGCUGACCUAAAUUUUUGGACACACUACAUUGUUGUACCUAGACCUGUCCAACUGAACCAACCCCAGAUCAUAACCUUGUAAGAUAUUUGCCCCAGUGUAUUUGUUCCUUUGUUAAAAGCUUAAAUUCAUGAUCAUGUUUCAUCUUAUCGAGAAGUUGUUUUAUAAAUAUCAUACAAUAGGCUGGAUAAACAUUUAAGGUUUCAUUUGAUGAUUCUACCUCAAUUAAGUCAAAGCAUUGGUACAGUUGACUGUUGGCCUAUAUUUAUAUAACCUUAUUUUUUUAAAGAGCUACCCAGAGAAUAUUUUUCCAGAGCAAUCAGACUCAUUUAGAUAGUGACAUACCUACAGAUCAUGUAGUAUAGGAGUAACCCUGUGGAAUGAGUGAUUAAUCCCAGUUUUGAAUCGGAUUAGCCAAUUAGAGACAAGGAUGUAAUACAUUCAUAUUCAUUUUUUAAACAUACUCUGGAUUUAGUGAACAAUGUUAUGAUGCAAAAAACUUUUAUAACAAGGAGAAUAGUACCACAAUGACAAGUACAGGCAGUGACAAUGCAUGGAUCAUGAUUGUAAACAAAUUCAAUACCAGAUUGUUCCUGUUUGCACUCACUACAAAUCAAUAAAACAAAUGG